Molecule: messenger RNA, 4533 nt
Organism: Clarias gariepinus (North African catfish)
Lineage: Eukaryota; Metazoa; Chordata; Actinopteri; Siluriformes; Clariidae
Gene: sacm1lb
Product: SAC1 like phosphatidylinositide phosphatase b
Exons: 20
Coding region: 38-1798 (586 amino acids)
Biological process (GO): phosphatidylinositol dephosphorylation
Cellular component (GO): endoplasmic reticulum
Molecular function (GO): phosphatidylinositol-4-phosphate phosphatase activity
Source: RefSeq, a predicted model, not a curated record
GCCACGUCACGAUGGGCGGAGCUUCGUCGGAGGCAAAAUGGCGACCACCUACAGCAGCUUCAGUUUGCACACGACACCUGAGAAGUUCUACAUCGAGGCGUGUGACGAUGGCGCUAACGAAGUUCUCGCUAUCGACCGGGUGUCUACAGAGAUGAUGCUGAUAGGCAUGAAGGACAUCCCGCCUUCAGCAGUGACGCGACCGAUCUGCGGCAUCAUGGGAACGAUACGUCUGGUUGCAGGCAUGUACCUCAUCGUGAUCACCAAGAAACGGAAAGUGGGGGAUCUGCUGGGACACGCCGUGUGGAAGGCUGUCGAGUUUGACGUGAUCUCGUAUAAGAAGACGGUGCUGCACCUCACAGACACGCAGAUGCAGGACAACAAGGCCUUCCUCGCCAUGAUCAACAACGUCCUAAACACUGACGGCUUUUACUUCGCCACCGACUACGACCUCACACACACACUGCAGCGCCUCGCCAACACCAGCCCUGAGUUUCAGGAGAUGAGUCUGCUGGAGAGGGCGGAUCAGAGGUUUGUGUGGAACGGAUACUUGCUAAGAGACUUCAGCACACAGCCUGAGCUGCACCGAUUCGCCUGUCCUGUCAUCCACGGCUUCAUCGCUAUGAAGUCCUGCUGCAUCAACGGGAAAGUCUUUGACUGGAACCUCAUCUCCAGGAGGAGCUGUUUCCGUGCCGGUGUUCGCUACUACGUCCGAGGAAUCGACUCCGAGGGCCACGCGGCUAACUUCGUAGAGACAGAGCAGAUCGUUCAAUACAAUGGCGCCAAGGCUUCGUUUAUACAAACACGUGGCUCCAUUCCGUUCUACUGGUCCCAGCGUCCGAACCUCAAAUACAAACCCAAGCCUCAGAUCAGCAAGAGCGGCAAUCACCUGGAUGGUUUCCAGAGACACUUUGACUCGCAGAUCAUAACCUACGGCAAACAGGUCAUCCUAAACCUGAUUAAUCAGAAAGGUUCUGAAAAACCCCUCGAACUCGCCUUUGCCAAGAUGGUGGAGAAUCUCGGCAACGACAUGAUUAAGUACGUGGCGUUUGACUUCCAUAAGGAGUGCAGCAGGAUGAGGUGGCACCGGCUGCAGAUCCUGGUGGACACGGUGGCCGGGCAGCAGAAUGAGUUCGGCUUCUUCUUGGUGGAUGCAGACGGAACGGUUCAAGUGCAGCAGGACGGGACGUUUCGUAGCAACUGUAUGGACUGUCUGGACCGUACCAACGUGGUUCAGAGCCUCCUGGCCAGACGAUCGCUUCAGGCUCAGCUGCAGAGAAUGAACGUCCUCCAUAUUGGACAGAGGAUCGAGGAUCAGACUGAGUUUGAAAAGAUCUACAAGAACGCGUGGGCUGAUAAUGCUAAUGCCUGUGCUAAACAGUACGCUGGUACAGGAGCGCUGAAGACAGACUUCACACGGACAGGGAAGAGGACGCAGUGGGGGUUGGUGAUGGACGGCUGGAACUCAAUGAUCAGAUAUUACAAGAAUAACUUUUCAGAUGGAUUCAGACAGGACUCCAUCGAUCUGUUUUUAGGAAACUAUGCUGUGGACGAAGUGGACAUGAUCACUACUCUCCAUGAAGCCAAAGACUGGAAGUUCCUCACGCUGCCCAUCAUCAUGGUGGUGGCGUUCUCCAUGUGCAUCAUCUGCCUCCUCAUGGCUGGUGAGACGUGGACGGAGACCUUGGCGUACGUCCUGUUCUGGGGAAUGGCGAGCGUCGUGACCGCCGGCGUGAUCCUCUUUAAUGGCCGAGACUUCGUGGACGCGCCCCGGCUGGUCCAGAAGGAGAAGAUGGACUGAGAAUGCGUGUGUGGAAAGCAGCUGGGUCCCGUCGACUCUUCGUUCUCGUCCUCAUCCCCGUCCUCGGGACUUACCCCCUCUCGUCUGCGCCGUGACUGGAGCCUGUACUGAACAUCACCCUGUCAUCUCCGUUUUGUCACCGGGGGGGGGAGCGAGGGAGAGGAGGAGAAGAAGAAGAGCAGGGGCCAGGCGGGGCCAAAUGGGUGGGUGUUGCUAAAUGGGAGACGGACUCAAAAUCACGCCCACCCGCUGCUCUCCACACUGCAGUUUCAUCUCAGAGGAACAGGCCGGCCUGAAGGGGGCGCUUGUUUAUAAGCUCAGAGCUACACUGGAGUAACCACAUCUGUGUGACUCUUCAAUGUCUCUCACACACACGUACACAGACCAUAACGUAGCUUUUAUUUUAGUAUCAAUUGAAGUUUAAAUCCUAAAACAAAACUUUCUGCCACUUGUGACGAUAUUUUAACGUCAUUCACGUGUGACUGCAGGUAUCGUCUGCUGUUUUUUUUUUUUCACUAAACACUAAAGCCAAUUGCAUGUGUCAUAAAAAAUCAAGUCCAAUCCCAGAUUCUGUAAACAAGUGUUUAUUUUUAUAAACACUGAAAUGAUUAACAGGAUCCUGUAUUUCCUCACAAAUGCGCGCACACACACACAAACAACAAAAAAACAACAGUAUCUUGAAAUAUGUGACAUGUCUGGAAAAAAAAGCAUCAAGUGUUACAUGAUUGUUUAUCGCUGUGCUGCUCGCCUCUGUGCCAAAACUGAUAUUUACCGUUAGUUUUAGAGUUUUCUCAUGACACACAGGAGCUCCAAAAUACAUUCAAAAAUACGCCAAGUCUUGUUUUUUUUUUUUUUUUUUUUUGGUAAGAUGAAAAUAAUAUACAAUCUACUCGACAUGACGCACAGAGAUCCCUCUUUGACUUGAACGCCCUCAAAACUUUUUUCGAUCAAUCCACCAUUUUUUUUUUUUUUUGCAGAAAGAGACGAGGAACAUCAAGAUUAAACAGGCCAUAGCACUAAUAAAGCAUUACUGGUGGAAUAUUAUUAAUAAAAAAGUGAUACACAACGAUCGGAAUUGAAACGUUACAAGCAGCAGAUUGACUAAUCUUUUUAAUAAAAAAUACACAGUAUUUCUCUUCAGCGUUGCCAAGUAUGAACCAUUCGAUCCACCAUUUUAUUUGUUCAUUGUUCAACUACACAUCUUUUGAUUAUAAAUGGUUCUUAAUUCAGACAUGGAGAUCCAUGACUAUUUAAAACUUAUUUUACGCCUGGACGGUUCUCCUCCCAUAACACCACCCUAAACCCUGAGCAUCAAGUGUGCCACACUUUUUUCAAUCAUAUUAGCUUGCCAAGUUGCUCAUGAGCAGGGGGAAAUAAAUUGAGGUUAAAGUAUUGCCUUCACUUUACCUCACAUUGAGAACGGAUCGAUCGUAGCGCAGCUAGCCACGUUCACCAGGUUGCUCGCAAUCACGUGGUCAGACAUUGAUAAUACGAAUAAGCUACAGAUAUCUCAAGCUGAGACUGGAAGAUAAACCAUGUUUUAUUUCAUUUAUCGUGUGCCUUUUUCUUUUUGCCUUCAUUUCAUUGUUUUGUCCAUUUUCAUUUCACGGAACGGAAAAAGGAUCAAGACCUGAUAAAAGUCACCCAAGUGAAAUAUGAUAUAAAUUGUUUAAAACAAACUGCUCCGAUUUUUUAUCACAUUUUGCUAUUAUCUCUUUUCAUGUGUUUAAAUAAAGUUCUUUGAAAGCACUCUCAUUUUUCAAAAUGGCGUAAGCUCGUAAGCUUAGUGCUUAAAUCUUUUCCAGUGUAAUUUUAGCCUCAGACAGUCUUUUCUCUCGAAUUAACCAGCACAUCUGAGGAAAAUGUUGACGUUCUUGACCUUUUUGUCUCGUUUCCAUCGUCGCUGUGCCUUUACGACGUCCCCAUGAACGCCUUUUUAAUUGCCUUUUAAAUGCUGUGUGCUAGCUAGCUACGUUUUAAGCUUCAAGUGUUAGCCUUAUUUAUUCCCAUGAUGUUAAUGAAAUGAAACUUGAGUGUGAUGUUGCAUGUUAAACCAUUUCAAAGUGUCCUUUUUGUCUGUGUGCGUGUUUUUUUAUUUUAUUUCAGCAUCGCUAAAGUGCUAAAACAUUAAUGAUUUGAGGGAGAUUUUGAAGAAUUGCACGUAAAUUAAGAGCUUUAAGACAGCUUUAUAUUUGCUCAGUCUCCUUGUAAUUGUGUUUUAUAUCAUAAAUUUUAUGUAAUUAAAUUUCAGCACAUGUCUGGUAAACAAGUUUAUCUGGCUACAUGCAGUGAUCUCAUGACCUUGUGGAGUGGGACCAAGGACAAGUUACUCACCUCUGACCUCUGCCACAGUUAUUUUUUUGUAUGUAAAUGUGUGUGUUAAUUAAUAUACGUUUGUGCAUUUCAACUUUGUAGCUUUGUAAAUUCCAUGUUGAAUGGAUCGCCCGCCUUAACCCUUAACCUUAUUGGAGAAUGUAAAAUCAACAUCGAAUCAUUUUGUCGUAGAAGAAAAAAAAACAGUUAAACUAAUUUCUGUAUUGUACUUCCUUUUCCCAGCAACCGCUUUGGUCUGAAUGUAUGACUUUCCAGAUUGGUCAGUUUGCCUGUAGAGUCUCAGACAAAUCCUCUGUUCAGCUAGUUUUAAUGCCAAACCUUUACAAAUCACUUUGUUCAAUGCGUUGUACUGUAUACAUUUAUAGUAUAUUUAAUUAAAGAUGCACUAGGAUCGAAUCUGA